AUGAUAAAUAAGUUUACAGAUAAAUAUUUAUAGUGUAAUAAAAGUAUCAAGGAAUAAAGAUACAACUUCUCUAAUUUUAUAAAAAUUUAGCAGCUAUUAUUAAUAAUAUUACUUAAGCCUUUUCUUUCAAUUUGUGAAUCCAAGACCUUAAAUCCUUUCUAAGUGAGCCAUGAAAAACUAGAAUUUAGGUUGUUAUUAACAUAAAAUAUUUAUUAUUAAGAGAAUUUUUGUAUAAAUAAAACGGAAACGCAUCCUGAGUAGGCAUGUAUAAAUAAAAUUAUAUUAAACAUUUCGAUUAGAUAAUUUCGUAGAACAAAAUGACCUUGCCUACAAAUUUAGAAUAGUUCUAAAACAAAAAAUUCUUCACAAAUAUGUUAAAUUAAUCUAGCUGUAUUCAUAAAAGCAGUGA
Messenger RNA from Paramecium sonneborni, 409 nucleotides. Lineage: Eukaryota; Ciliophora; Oligohymenophorea; Peniculida; Parameciidae. The record is from the annotation of a GenBank genome assembly.